Molecule: messenger RNA, 2194 nt
Organism: Drosophila nasuta
Lineage: Eukaryota; Metazoa; Arthropoda; Insecta; Diptera; Drosophilidae
Product: trichohyalin-like
Exons: 2
Coding region: 193-2022 (609 amino acids)
Source: RefSeq, a predicted model, not a curated record
UAGCUUUUUUAAUGACGAUAUAUUCUAAACCAUGCUGCCAAUAUUUCUAAAUACAUUCAUCGAUAACUAGUCGAACUUUGCACCUGUUUCGAUAGCAAAGUAUUGUCAUUGACGGUGUCAUUUCAAUGUUGUGUGCAAUUGUCAAGCUUAACGUUGAUCCUGUUAAAUAAUUUGUAUCACAAUUUUCUCAACAUGCCAACAAUGGAAUCUGAGACCGCGAUGUCGCCGUUAGAGUAUCAGGAGCAGGAGCAGGAGAAAAUCGAGUUGAUUGACGACGACAAGAAGUUGAAAGAGAAGCAAAAGAUGUAUCAGAAACUGAGGGAUACCGAAUGCAGAAAGUCAUCCAUGUCGGAGAAGCACAGCGAUGAAAACGAGGAAAGGUCGAAGGAAGUGCUUAAGGAGUCUUCUGACCCAUCGACCCAACCGGAUGAAGAGUGUUUGAUUCGCUCUCGCAAGCGUCGCUCGGACUCUCCGAGAACCGAUUGCACGCCCUCAAAAAUGGCGCCAGCAGAAGAAGCAUUCCAAUAUGAUCUUGACUGGGAACUGCAUAAAUUUACAGCGGAUGUUGAGCAGACAAAGCAGGAGCAACAGGAAGAAGAUGAGGAACAAACACAGCGACCAGAAGGCUGGAUUUACGAUCUAAUCUCUCAAUACGUGAGCACAAAUAUGUCGACGACAUCGACGUCGUUCUUUGCCAACUAUUGCGCCGCUGAAAAGUCGAAGAGUUUUGCACAACUAAACGAAGAAGAGCUCUUCGGAGAAGACAGCGACAGCGAGAACAAACCAAAGCCGACGGUUAAGCCCAAGAAGUCCGAAGAAGUCUCCGAACACCUCUUAGGAGAAGACAGCGACAUCGAGAACAAACCAAAACCGAUGGUGAAGCCCAAGAAGUCCGAGGAAGUCUCCGAAGAGCUCUUCGGGGAAAACAGCGACAGCGAGAACAAACCAAAGGCGAUGGUGAAGCCCAAAAAGUCCGAGGAACUUCUCCACAGCGAAUCGAAAGCAAAUCAACUACAGCAGCAGCAGCAGCGGAAAGAACAGCAGCAGCUGCAACUGCAGUUGAAGUACGAAACGUUGCACGAGAAGCUUUCCCAAAAACAUGAAGACAUGCUCAAGAACUUUCAGCAGAUGCUAAUCAAAUUGCUGCGCGAAGUCUCAGUCGAGAUAACCAAGGAAUUGUGCGGACAACAACCGAAGCAAGAAACGUUCAAUCUGAAUAAACUUGAUGAGACUUGGUGUUUGCCAUAUGGCAGCGAUAGCAAGGUGAUUGUCAAUAGCAGCAAGGAGGGCAUCAUGAGCAUCAGGGUGGAGCCCCUAAUGCCAAUGAAGUUGAGGACAUCCAGGACGAGACGAAGCGAGAGGCGGGAGGAUGACUGCAAACCGCGUACGGAGCAAUGGUGCUGGGAUAACGCGAUCGAACAGCAAUCGAUUGAAAAGCAGCCGAUCGAGCAGCAACCGAUCGAACAGCAACCGAUCGAACAGCAAUCGAUCGAUCCGGAAUCGUUAGCGGAACAACAGCUGUAUAAAGGGCCAACGGAGCACGACUAUUGUCGCCAGCUAGCAUCUGACUAUGUUAACGAUAGCGAGGAUCAAAGCAAUGAUGAUGGCGAUAAUAACGUCGAAGCUAACAGAAAUAACAAUAAUACGAAUGCUGUGGAGGUGGAAAACCCAUUUGAUGUGUAUAACGAUCAUAUUGAGAGCGAUUGGAAUAAUCUUCAUUCUGUCGACAAUACGGUUGCUGUGGACAUGGAAUUGGAUUCCGACUGCGGAUCCAAUUGGAGCGGAUCGAAGACCUUGUGCUCCGAUAAGACAGACUCAACGCUGCAGCUGGAGAUCUCGGAUCGCGAGUAUCAGCGACUCUUGCAGCGCAGUCGCAUCGAGUGCUUUGAGCAUCAGCAUAAACUGGAUAUGGAAGCUCGAUCUAGCCAAAUGUACGAGCAGCUAAUACACAAUACGGAGGAUCAUUGGCAGACUCAACCUACCAAAGCUAAAGAAGAUGGCGAAUGCGAAGAGGAAUAUUAGGGAUUAGCUAAUAUGCGAAUAUAUUAUAUUCUAAAUAUUGUAAAUGACUUUAACGGGUUCUUAUGACACCAAUCCAAAAUUUUGAACUCAUUACAAGACUGAAACAUUGAAAACGAAUUUAAUACAUUCAAUUUUAGAACCUUGCUGAGAAAGGUUUUUCAAAUUAUAAAAA